AUGUUUAGACCCGCCCUACGGUGUUCGCCACGAGUCGUAAACUCGCUUCGGCAGAGUGCGCUCCCGACCAGCGGAAGACGAUUAGCCUCAACAUCGGCCCCGAACAAGAAGCGAAGUUGGAAGAACUCGGCCGCGAGAUGGGCGCUCGCUAUUUCCCUCGUAUCCUGGUAUAGCACGAGUGCCGUCUUCGCCGAAGAAGCAUUGCCCAAGACGAUACAGCCGCCGCCCCAAUUUUCCGAUGAUGAUCUUCCCACGAUCGAGGCCGUCAUAGCGCAGAAGCGUCGAGAGGCUGAAGCACGUCGUCAAAAGGCCCUGUUGCCCGCCGAACAGCCGACCGCUACGCGCCCCCCCGAGACCCCCCCCGCGGCGCCGGCAAACGACGACGAGACGUCCGCUCAUGCUGCACCCCCUGCGGGAAGCCCGGAAGCAUUAGAAGAAGAGGCAAAUCAGCAGGGCGCCUUCAACCCGGAGACGGGCGAGAUUAACUGGGACUGUCCAUGCCUCGGGGGUAUGGCUCAUGGUCCUUGUGGCGAGCAGUUCAGAGCGGCAUUCAGCUGCUUCGUUUAUUCAAAGGAAGAACCCAAGGGGAUGGAUUGCAUCGAUAAAUUCCAGCACAUGCAAGACUGCUUCCGACUUCACCCCGAGGUGUAUGGGGAAGAAUUGGACGAUCCCGAUGAUGACGAGGUCUCUACAGCGACGCCCGGCGAUACCGCGGCAGCCGGCACGACAGCCCCAACCCGGAACCCUCCGGCUACCACAGCACCGGAAUCUGAAACUGCGGAGACGAAAGAAACAGGCUCCGAGGAAAACAAGGUAGCAGGGGCGGAGGCCACCCAGUUGAUAAAGGAGACGGAGAAGCAGAAUAUUCCGCCGGCGCAGCCUUGA
Messenger RNA from Durotheca rogersii, 885 nucleotides. RefSeq lists its product as uncharacterized. Bases 1 to 885 code for a protein of 294 amino acids. Gene Ontology annotation, cellular component: mitochondrial intermembrane space. Gene Ontology annotation, biological process: protein import into mitochondrial intermembrane space. Gene Ontology annotation, molecular function: protein-disulfide reductase activity. The transcript is spliced from 3 exons. Lineage: Eukaryota; Fungi; Ascomycota; Sordariomycetes; Xylariales; Xylariaceae. The record is from RefSeq and is a predicted model, not a curated record.